AUGAGCGAGGGCUUUUUAGAGCGUAAAAUAGAGGAACUGGAUAUACGGCCCUCCGCAGAGAGCAAGACAGUCGCCAAAUACGAAGUGAAGGGCCUGCGUCAGAUCCUACAGGAAGGCUACGAGCGAGCCGGAAGGGAGGCCACGCCGUCUAGCAACAACACGCUGGACGCAGUUUGCGACCGACCAUCGUUCGUACAAAAUCCUCAGACCCCGAUCGAAGAAAUCUUCCAGCUGCUACUAGACAGCGACAUCGUGGCGAAGCAGCGCGGCCUCGACUCGAUCGACCUCGCCCGCGAGCUCUUCACCGACCUGCUCAAGAUCACCACCCCAGACAACCUGCAGAUCUACCACAAUGCGCUCAGCAGAUCGGUGAUAUUCGGGGAGCGACAGUCGACGCAUUACCUGCGGACGCUCAACCAGAACGACACGUUCGAUGAUACCCUGACGAGGGAUAUGACGCAGUAUAUGAACAGCGAUUUCAAGGUCCAGCUGUUUCACGAUUGGUUUCCCAAUGUGGAUUUGGCCUCGUUUGCCGAUAUGCAGGUGAUCAGGCCCGAGCUGGAGAUGCUCAAGUGUAUGAAUAGCAGGGAGGUGAUGGAGGAUUUACUCCUGAAUCUUCCACGUUGA
Messenger RNA from Aspergillus heteromorphus CBS 117.55, 627 nucleotides. RefSeq lists its product as uncharacterized. Bases 1 to 627 code for a protein of 208 amino acids. The record is from RefSeq and is a predicted model, not a curated record. NCBI's taxonomy places the organism in Eukaryota, Fungi, Ascomycota, Eurotiomycetes, Eurotiales, Aspergillaceae. The transcript has 2 exons.